AUGGGCAGUGGCAUCGAAGAGCAUCAAGACUUUAUAUUCUGCUUCAAAGGAGAAACACCUGGCCUGCAUGGAGUAGGACUUUUGAUAAAAAAAGAAUACAAAAACAAUAUAUUAAGCUUCUCAGGCUUAUCUGAAAGAGUUGCAAUACUUCAACUUGAGUUCAACAAAAAGAUAAUAUCAAUAAUUCAAGUGUAUGCACCAACUGAAAAGGCUUCUAAAGAAGAAAUGGAAAAAUUUUACGAAUCACUGCAAGAAGCGCAAGCGCAGACUAGCGGAGAUGUACUGUUAAUGGGAGACUUCAAUGCCAAAGUAGGGAUAGCUAAAACAAAAGAAGAUAAGAUUCUAGGUAAAUUUGGUUAUGGAAAAAGAAACGAAAGAGGUGAAAAGCUCAUAGAAUUUGCCUUCGAACACAAACUGUCGAUUAUGAAUACGUAUUUUAAAAUGAGACAAAAUCGAAAAUGGACUUGGAAAUCACCAAAUGGAAAAGUAAAGAAUGAAUUAGACUAUAUCCUAUCAAACCAGCCCAAAAGUAUAAGGAAAAUAGAAGUACUGCACGGCUUAGGGUAUAGUUCCGAUCACAGACUGGUUAGAGCAACUUAUUCUUUACAAAAUACUAAAAAAUGUAGGAUAUCGUUCAAAUCAUCCCCAAAUAUAUUCAAAACUGAAAAAGAAAUAAUGAUGUACACUAGAAAUUUAGAAAACAACAUAAAAGAACUUGAACCUUUUGAAGACGACGAUGUCCAGACCCUAUACAACAAAAUAGAACACGUCAUUAAAAAAAGCAUAUCAACAAACGAACACAAAGAGGAACAAAGUUUUUCAACAUUAGACCAUAUUCAUGUAAUGGAGCAAAUAAUAGAAAAGUACAAGGAGUUCAACAGACCAAUAUAUAUAGGUUUUAUCGAUUACGCUAAGGCAUUUGAUACGAUCUCACAUGACGCCAUCUGGGAGGCACUGGACAAAUGUCAGGUCCACGACAAGUACAAAAAUGUCUUGAAGAACAUUUACGACAAGAGCACCAGUUGUGUGAAACUAGAGAACCGAGGACCUGAAAUACCUAUUCUAAGAGGAGUGAGACAAGGAGACCCACUUUCCCCGAAGAUCUUUAUAGCAGUGCUGCAUAACAUUUUUGAGGAGCUGAAAUGGAAAAACGAAGGCCUUAAAAUAUGUAACCAAUACUUGAGUCACCUCAGAUUUGCAGAUGAUAUAGUCCUCUUAGCUGAUAACAGUAGAAAACUAGAAAAAAUGAUAAACCAACUAAAUGUACAAAAUGGUGUAGCAAUUGGGGGGUAUAGAAUUGCAAACUUGCGAUACGCGGAUGAUACCACUUUGUUUGCAACUGAUGCGCAAUGCUUCGGGGAGUUACUGUCGAGGAUGGAACGUGUGAGCCUUGAGUUUGGAUUAAGGAUUAACCGCAGUAAGACCAAGGUGAUGAUUGUCGAUCGCGCUAUGAAUAACUCGCCGGACGUGACUCAAAUAGCGGGUUGCGACGUGGUCCAGUCCUACAUAUACCUUGGAGCGUUAAUCUCAAAUAAUGGUGGAUAUAUGGACGAAAUCAGAAGGCGCAUGGCUGUCACGAGGUUGGCGAUGGACGGGCUGAGGAAAGUAUGGAGAAAUAGAAACAUAACCAAAACCACAAAGAUCAGGCUCGUUAGAACACUAAUAUUCUCUAUAUUUCUAUACGCUGCUGAGACGUGGACCGUGCGAGACGUGGAAAGGAAGAAAAUAGACGCUCUGGAAAUGUGGUGCUGGAGAAGAAUGCUUGGAGUUUCGUGGACCGACUUUCGUACAAAUGUCUCGAUACUUCAGGAACUCGGCAUCAAGCAGCGUCUAUGUGGUAUAGUACAGUCUCGAAUGGUGAAUUUCUUCGGACACGUUUCGCGACGAGAUGGCCGGUCCAUAGAACGCCUCGUGGUACAGGGAAGCGUUGAUGGUACAAGACCGCGCGGGAGGCCACCAAUGCGGUGGACCGACCAAAUUAAAACUGCAGUGGGAGGUCCCCUAAAUGAGUGUAGUAGAAUGGCCUCGAGCAGGGAGAGAUGGCGCGACAUCGUGAGACGCAUCAAGUCUACCCCUUCCAACACUACAUGA
Bombyx mandarina (wild silkworm) is the source of this 2091-nucleotide messenger RNA. RefSeq lists its product as uncharacterized. The record is from RefSeq and is a predicted model, not a curated record. NCBI's taxonomy places the organism in Eukaryota, Metazoa, Arthropoda, Insecta, Lepidoptera, Bombycidae. Gene Ontology annotation, molecular function: catalytic activity.